Molecule: messenger RNA, 1140 nt
Organism: Caenorhabditis remanei
Lineage: Eukaryota; Metazoa; Nematoda; Chromadorea; Rhabditida; Rhabditidae
Exons: 5
Coding region: 1-1140 (379 amino acids)
Source: RefSeq, a predicted model, not a curated record
AUGAGACCAAGAUCAAAACCAUUACCUGGAAGACUUCCACCACUACCAAUAGCAGACGUAUCUCCAAUAUCUGGAAGAUCUGGAAAGUCAGAUACAGCGGCUCCUGCUGUGAGAAUUGGAUCAAAAAUAAAACAUAAUAGAUUAAGAAAAACUUCGUCUUGUGAUAGAAACAAUUUAAGGAAUAGUGGACAAGAAGAGGUGAAGAAAAAUAGAAAAAAGGGAAGUAAGGAGAGAAAAAGUGGGAGUGAACACGAAAGAGUAAGAAAAGUGAAAUCAAGAGAAUCAGCUGAGAAAUCAAAAGAUUACGAUGGAGUGGUAACAAGUCCAUAUGACAAAGUGGCAUUGUCUGAAUUCGAGAAGAAAUACAAAAAUGAUUAUGAAGAAAUGAGAAAAGGGAAAAAGGAUGAGAAGAAGGAAUUGAGACAAUCACAAAUUGGAAGUGUUUUUGAACCGAUUAUGGGUCCGACUGCACCGGCGAGAAGUGGAGCGAAUGGAGUGAAGAAUAAGAUGAAAUGGAAGAUUGAUGUGGAUCCAAUUGAGCUUAGAGGAGAACAGAAGAUGGCAGAAAUACUUGAAAAAUUAAAAGAGUUAAGAAAAUCAUCGGGAUCUAAACCAUGUAAAGUACUGAAAGCAAAUGAACAAAUGUUGUCGAGUAGUGAUGACGAACCAACUGAAGAAUUGAUUCAUAUGAGUGCUCGUAUCCUUCAACUCGUUAAAAUGGAUCUGCUUAUCUCAAAAGAAAUAUCAAAAGAAGAACAAGAAUAUUUGAAAAGUUAUUGUAGAUGUGGAGACCAUAAAGAACGAGUUGAGCCGAUAUUUGAGACGAUUGCAUGCUCGAUUUUAGAGAAAGUUGCAUCUAAAAAUGAAUUCAUUCGACAUGUUUCGAUUCCAGGGCAGCUGAGAAUUUUUGCAGUGGAUGAGAAGAAAUCGAAAUAUCCAAUAAUGUCUUUGAUGAUUAUCCGUAAAGAUCUAUUUUAUUACUCGUGGAAUCGCCAAACAUCUCCUGAAGACGACGAACAAUUAGAUCCAACAUGGAAUAGUAUGACAGUCAAAGGUUAUACAGGAAUCGGAUUCGUUUCAAGUUCUCAUCUCCCGCCGCAACCUGCUCCUAUCAAAAGUGCUCAUUUCCAGCUAUACUGA